Messenger RNA from Patiria miniata (bat star), 2185 nucleotides. RefSeq lists its product as uncharacterized. Lineage: Eukaryota; Metazoa; Echinodermata; Asteroidea; Valvatida; Asterinidae. The record is from RefSeq and is a predicted model, not a curated record. The coding region runs from base 28 to 1419 and encodes 463 amino acids. The transcript has a single exon.
UCAUUCCACGCUUGCCUGUAACAAAGCAUGCAUAUGAAGGGUCGACAUCCAGCUGCUAGUAAAACGCCGCCAGACAUUAAGCCUAAGUGGUUCGAAGACGCCAAAAACACACACAAGCAUCAGUCUAAGUACCUUGGAAAAAUCAUAAAUAUGAAGGAAUCACUUGCCCGAGAGGAGCAACAGCGGCAGCAGCAGACGGGAGGGUUCAUCAGCAAAUUAAAACAUGGUGGCAGCGGUGGGAUGAGCGAGUCAGGCACAGCCACUGGUGCCUCGUUUUCGUACAACCAAUUAUCAUCGACUAAUCCGGGAUUUCCAAACAGAGGAGCUAAGACAAAAACCCGCGAGAUGGCUAAAGGUCGUUCUCCACAAGAGAUGUACCCACUCGACGUCGUGCAUGGAAAAGCGAUGUUCGACAAGGGAAGCAAUCCGACGCAGCGCGACAAGCAAGCCAGAUGGUGGAGGUCAGGAAGCCUCGAGGAAAGGCACCUGAUCAAGAGAAGCUCCAAGGAUAUGCCCAAGAUUCUGCCACCGAUGGCCACCAUACCGUCAGUAGACAGACGGUCUGGAUACUGCGAGAAGCUGAAGAAUUACUCCGCGUCCUGCACAGGAUCCAAAGUCACGAGAGAAGAGCCAGAGAGGGAUAAGAUGAUUGACUUGAAGAUGCCAGUCAAGAAAUCAGCCAAGGCAUUGAGUCACGUAAAAGCGGCUAACAAAACCACGGGGAAACUUUGCAAGUCGCGACCUUCGGAUAGGCCACUGAGGAGAUCACAAUCUCUGGACUUUCGUUGUGAGCUGGCGCCUGUUCAUCCACCAGCUACUAUGGAUACCGACGUGUCAAGUGAGAUACGCCAACACGGUCGACAAAGAAGCAACACUGCUGACUACGCUUGUCAUGCCAGCACUCAUAUGCCGACCAAACAAAACUCACUAAGCGAGUUGAUGGAUAAGAUGGAUGUGUUAGAGGGUGCAGUCGGAGGUACAACUGACGCAAUGGAGUUCUCAGAUGAGAGCUGCAUGGCCGCAGGAACAAAUGAUGAGCCGAUGUCGGAUGACAUGUCCAAUUGUGUGCCCCUCCCUGACACCGAUGGAGACGAGCAGCACAUCACCAAGCAGUCUCGUGAAGAGAACAUGAGGUCUUUGUUGGAAGUUUCAAACCACAGCCUCGGCCUCCUAGAACUACCGUCUUUGGAUCAUCAGGGUCUCCAGCGUAGGCACACCUUACCCGUAAUCAACUUACGACCUCCGACACCCAGACUUGCAGACCGCGAUGAGAAGACAGUAGACAACCAGAUCGGGCGGGUUCUCCGGAAGGUCGUGUGCCAGUCAGUGCUGCGCAAGCGGGAACUCAGCAGGCUGUGUGAGGAUAUCGAGGAGUUCAAUGAGAUCAAUACAGUAUUAGCUGACCAUCUAGAAAGGUAAAUAAGGCACCAAGGGACUUGCGAAUAGAAGGUACAGAUGUUAAAACAGUUAUGUGAUACUUUGCAACAACGUUAAGUACAGGAUGCAAAAAGUGAGAAAUAUCAAGAGUUAAAUAGGCCUACUGUUAGGUAAAAAAAACGCUAUAGGCGUAAGUUCUCGUUCACAAAAUUUGAAUAUUUAAUUGCUAUCACAAAGUGAGUGCAACUUUACUGCCGUUCGAGUGGUACCUAGUUGAAAUUCCUAUAAAUGUAUUUAUUACCUCUCAUCGUAAACACGGUCGUUGUGUGUUGUCAACUGUCAUCCGUAAGAAAUGUGUUUCUAUAUAAUAAUCAUUGAUGACAUUACCCUCGUCAACGCUUGUCAAACCGUCAUUCCAGUAGGUCUGAAUGAUGCUAUAUAACCAACCCUCUGGCUUGAAAGCGUGCUUGGUGCGCAUCAAGACUCAUCAUAGUCAGGACAGUGAAUUCAAUUUGAAAAAAAAAAACACCCGAAGACAGCUUAAGGACAUUACUACUUCAAUGCAUAUGUAUCCAGUGAAGUCAAUGACCGUUUACCAAGUGAGAAUAAGCUUACUACGUACAUGAAUGUACCUUUUCACCAUAUUGAUGAAUGUUAGCUAUCAUUUUGAAUACAUGCAUUUUCAGUGCAUCCAAACAGAGGGAUUGUGGAUAUCCAAGUGUUUUAAUGUCAAAACUGUAUAAUAGGAUGUCUUUAUUUAUAGGUUAAAUUCACUAAGGCCAAAAAAAAAGUCUCCGGUUUUUGGUAU